AUGGGGAAAGUUUCUAGGCGAUUAGGGUUUUUGGGUUUGAUGCUUGUGGUACUCAUUAUUGGAGUUGCGGAAUGUAGGAGACUUGAGAAAGAGACUUUGGGAGGAGGUGGUUUUGGAGGAGGUGCUGGAGGAGGAUUCGGUGGUGGAAAAGGCGGUGGUGGGGGUGUUGGCGGAGGAGCUGGUGGAGGGUUUGGUGGUGGUCACGGUGGAGGACUUGGCGGUGGUGCUGGAGGAGGUCAUGAUGGCGGUGCUGGAGGAGGAUUUGGCGGUGGUGCCGGAGGUGGCCACGGCAGUGGUACUGGAGGAGGAUUAGGCGGUGGUGGUGGUCAUGGCGGUGGUGGUGGUCAUGGCGGUGGUGUAGGAGGAGGAUUUGGCGGAGGUGCUGGAGGAGGCCACGGUGGUGGUGCAGGAGGAGGCCACGGCGGCGGUGCAGGAGGAGGAUUUGGUGGUGGGGCUGGUGGAGGUCACGGUGGCGGUGCUGGAGGAGGCUUUGGUGGUGGUGCAGGCGGAGGUCACGGUGGAGGAUUUGGUGGUGGAGCUGGAGGAGGGCACGGUGGUGGAGCUGGAGGGGGCUUUGGUGGUGGUGCAGGAGGUGGAGGCGGCCAUGGUGGUGGAGCUGGUGGAGGUUUUGGUGGCGGUGCAGGUGGAGGAGGAGGCCAUGGCGGAGGGUUUGGUGGUGGUGCUGGAGGAGGCCAUGGUCGUGGAUUUUAA
Molecule: messenger RNA, 711 nt
Organism: Camelina sativa (false flax)
Lineage: Eukaryota; Viridiplantae; Streptophyta; Magnoliopsida; Brassicales; Brassicaceae
Source: RefSeq, a predicted model, not a curated record